UUGUGGGUCGCUCUUGUUGGGUUCCGGUUCCGAAACCGUUCGAGACCUCACCCCCUUGAAUCCGGGAGAGAAACUUCCAGCUGGCCUCCUGGGGCUGUGGUUGAGCGAGCUUUUGCUGCGGACUCGGCGGGUGGGUUGCUGGCCGUCAUCGGGCCAGGCUGGAGCGGGGCGUCCUCUGGUGCUCACUGGCCCAGUUCCAGCCAGAAAGAAUCGACACAGGAGAUCUUGCUUGAAGCAUUGAUAAGCUUUUGCAUAGCAAUGAUGGCAUGCACUUGGUCUAUCCAGACCAACAAGGACCAGGAUGAACUUUUGGAAGUAAAAAUAGAGGAAGAGGAGCUGGAGGAGGAGCAUAAAUAUGCCACUAGGCAGGAUCAGAACCUGCAAAAGAACAACACCCACAGCAGGGAGGUCUUCCGACGGUACUUCAGGCAGUUCUGCUACCAGGAAACAUCUGGGCCCCGAGAGGCUUUGAGCCGACUCCGGGAACUUUGCCAUCAGUGGCUGAAGCCAGAGACCCACACCAAAGAGCAGAUUCUGGAACUGCUGGUGCUGGAGCAAUUCCUGACCAUCUUGCCUGAGGAGCUCCAAGCCUGGGUCCAGGAACAGCAUCCAGAGAGUGGGGAAGAGGUGGUGACUGUGCUGGAGGAUUUAGAGAGAGAGUUGGAUGAGCCAGGAUAUCAGGUCUCAGUCCGCACUGAGGAACAGGAAAUGUUCUUACAGGAGAUCAUACCCCUAAGAACAGAACAAGAACCCAGAAUGUGCCUUCUGUCUGUGCAAGCCCAGCCAAAGUGUGAAUCUGCAGAACUUGAAGCCCAGCAGAAGCAAGAUAUUGAGACUGGAAAUGAGUAUAGGAAUUUAACUCUAAAGCAAGAAGUUUCUCAAGAAAUGAAACCAUAUGGGAAUAUAGCUAGCAAAUUUGAAAAUGAAAUGUCUCAACCAGCUAGGUGUGAAAAAACAUAUGAACCUGAAGAAAAAACAGGAGAGUCUUCUGAAUAUUCAAGGGAAGAUAAAGAACCUACAUGUGAUGAACAUGGAAUAAGUUUGACUGAGAACUUAGAUCUUUCUGAACACCAGAGAAUUUGUCCAGGAGAAAAGCCUUAUGUAUGUGAUGUCUGUGGAAGAGCUUUUAGUCAACACUCACGUUUCGUAGAACAUCAGAGGAUCCAUACUGGAGACAGGCCCUACAAAUGCAAAGAAUGUGGAAAAACUUUCCGUGGGAGAACUGUGCUUAUUCGACACAAAAUAAUACACACAGGAGAGAAACCAUAUAAAUGUAAUGAGUGUGGCAAAGCCUUUGGCCAGUGGUCAGCUCUUAAUCAACAUCAGAGACUUCACACAGGAGAGAAACACUACCACUGUAAUGAAUGUGGCAAAGCCUUUAGCCAGAAAGCAGGUCUCUUUCACCAUCUCAAAAUCCACACAAGAGACAAACCUUAUCAUUGUACUCAGUGUAAUAGAAGUUUUAGUCGGCGUUCAAUUCUUACCCAACAUCAAGGAGUUCAUACUGGGGCAAAGCCCUAUGAGUGCAGUGAGUGUGGAAAAGCCUUUGUUUAUAACUCCUCCCUUAUUUCCCAUCAGGAGAUCCACCACAAAGAAAAAUGCUAUCAGUGUAAGGAAUGUGGGAAGUCCUUCAGUCAGAGCGGCCUUAUUCAGCAUCAGAGAAUCCAUAAUGGAGAGAAACCCUACAAAUGUGAUGUAUGUGGAAAAGCCUUUAUUCAGAGGACAAGUCUUAUAGAACAUCAACGAAUUCACACUGGAGAGAGACCCUAUAAAUGUGAUAAGUGUGGGAAGGCUUUCACUCAAAGAUCAGUCCUCAAGGAACAUCAGAGACUGCACACCGGAGAGAGGUCCUAUAAAUGCGAUGGGUGUGGGAAUGCCUUCCAUGGAAUCAUCAGCCUCAUUCAGCAUCAGAGAAUCCACACUGGGGAGAAACCCUACCAAUGUGAUGAAUGUGGCAAAGCCUUCAGGCAGAGGUCAGAUCUUAAUAAACACCAGAGAAUCCAUAACAGAGGUGAUCCCUAUACAUGUAAAGUGCAUGGGGAGUCAUUUACACAGAACCCAGCUCUUAUUCAACAUCAGACUACCCACAAAGCAGAAAAAUCUGGUUCUGUGUGAUAACUACAGGGAAACUAUCUCACAGAAUUCAGGCUAGGGAGAAAUACUAGCUAUGAGGACAAAAUGUUAGUCACUAUAAGCUAUAAGGAAACCUUGGAUAUUUCAUAAAAAAUUCACUGUGUGCUCCUUUUCUCAAAAGAGUUUACAACCUAGUUUCGAAGAUAGGUCCACCUGUUUAGUUAAGGCCAUAGGACAGUAGAAUUGAUGCUCAAAAUAUUAUAGAAUUAAAGUGGCACUUGGAAAGAAGUAAGUGCUAUAAAUUCUGGAGGAGAGAUCACUGUUGCCUGAAGUGGUCAGGAAAGAUUUUAAAGGUAAAGGUUUGAUGGGGAUAUUUGGAAAGCAAAAGGGAGAAAAUAUUUAGAGUAGAAGAAAUUAAUCAGAGUGCAUGUGGUUUGCAAGCAUCAGUGACAAAACAAGCCAACCUAAAGAGAGUUCAUUCAGUUGGGCAGCUGAUGGUAUUGUGUUGGAAACACAACUUGAGGACAGACACUGGGAGGUCAGAAUGCCAGUAAUUUCACUGAGUACUUUGACACUUAAAGAAUUUUUCUCAUUUAAUUUCUAAAAUGUUUCUAUAAAAUGAUUCUCCAUUGUAAAAAUGAGGAUACUCUUGCUUAUGGAGAUGAUGACACAGCUACAGUAUUACACAAAGGAAGAGGCCAGAGGCUUAAGUGCAGGUCAUUACAGUUCAUUAAGUACUGUUCAUUACAGGAGUGAUUCCUCAACAUCAGUGAACAUCAGAAUCACCUGUGGUGCUUGUUGAACAUACCUGAGUCCCACUCGCAGAUACUAUGCUUCAUUAGGUCUGAGAUGGGGAUUGAGAAUCUUCAUUUCUGUAGCUCCACAGUCACUUGAUGUGCUAUAUAAUUUGAGAAACAUUGCAUUGAAUCACAGUUGCUGGUGAAGUGAGGAAGCAUGAAUACAGGCCCCUGCAGAUUUUUAGCAUGAGGAAAGCCUUUCAGGGGACAUGUGCCAGCAGCUCUUUACAAUGAACAGGGAAUUAGACUACUGUCGUGCCUAAAAAUUAGGGCUUCACGAUGGCCAUUCUAGCCCUUCAAAUUUGAAUGUUUCAAAACAGACCCACCUACAUUCCAAGGCUCCCGGGGAUCUUCUGAGUGCAUGGUGUGUGUGUGUGUGAGUGCAUUGUGUGUGUGUGUGUGUGUGUGUGUGUGUGUGGAGGGCUGCUGGUGUUCUCUGUUUUAUACUUCUCUUUUUUCCCACCUCUGUGUUCUGAGUUCUUUUACAGUUUUUUGGCUUGUAUACCUUCUUGAGCAUAUAAAAAAGACAAGGGUUA
Molecule: messenger RNA, 3406 nt
Organism: Cervus elaphus (red deer)
Lineage: Eukaryota; Metazoa; Chordata; Mammalia; Artiodactyla; Cervidae
Product: zinc finger and SCAN domain-containing protein 12-like
Exons: 4
Coding region: 259-2115 (618 amino acids)
Biological process (GO): regulation of transcription by RNA polymerase II
Molecular function (GO): DNA-binding transcription factor activity, RNA polymerase II-specific; RNA polymerase II cis-regulatory region sequence-specific DNA binding
Source: RefSeq, a predicted model, not a curated record